AUGGCAACGAAUUGCGAGGACAGCAGUGGUUGCGGAGACAGCGGCGCCUCUCGGGAAGAAACCGUGAAAUUCUUCGUCAAUUCUAUGCUUGAUAAUAUUAUCAAUGCCCUAUCCUCGCCUGAUGGCCUCCCAUCAGUAACGUUGAAGCGCCGACCUACUUACUCUCAUUGCGUACUAGAGCCAGGAACUAGGGCUCUACAAGCCGAUGAGCAUGUUCAAGACACCGUUGUUACAUAUUCAUGGCCUGGAAAAACGGCCCGAGAUGCAUGGAGAUUCGGUAUUAUUAUGCGAAUUCUAGGAUGUGUCUCAGAAGCAAUACAACAAAAGUUCGUGGCUUCUAAAAGAGAUAUUUACUAUCUCGACCCUGAAUAUUUUGGCUCCCAACGCAUUGUUGAUCGCUAUAUUGAAGAUAUCGCAUACACUAUUGGAGUGGACCGGGCUGCGUUGCAUGUGACGGCAGCUGCAAAAGGCUUGACUGCUGGCCGCUAUGGUAUUAAAUUCGCAAAUGGGAGCUUGUUGAAUGUUGGAGAACAUAAUGAAGUUGUCUUAGUACACUACUCGUGUUUUCAGAGACCUAAUGGUUGUCAGGGCAUCCUUAUACCAAGAACUGAUGAUAUUAUUGGUUUUGAUUUGUCAGGCAUACGAUGGGUACUCGUCGUCGAGAAAGAGGCAGUGUUUCAUAGAUUGGUGACCUUGAAUUAUCAUAUUUUCUCCUCUGCCGGCGAAGGAAUUCUGAUAACAGGCAAAGGUUAUCCAGACGUGUCUACGAGGGCUUUUGCCAGAUUAAUACUCAACAAAAUCAUGUCUUCAAAUAUUGAUAACAGUGUCAGUCCUAGUAUGCCGUCUUUUCCUAUUCAUAUCCUGGUGGACGGUGAUCCGGAUGGCAUAUCCAUUAUGUCAACCUACAAAUAUGGAUCAAUGGCCAGAACCCAUGAAAAUUCAAGGCUCAAUAUUCGAUAUCUGGAAUGGCUUGGACUGAAAAUAUCAGUCGAGCAAAUAAGUGGCUCUCCUGACUGUUGUUUUAUCCCAUUGAGCUUGCGUGAUAGAAAAAAAUCGCAAACAAUGCUUUUAAACAACCCGGCAUUGUCGGAAGAGCAAGAGCCAGAAUGGAGGUUAGAGUUACAGAGAAUGUUAUUCCUAAACACUAAGGCAGAGAUUGAAAUACUGUACGAUCAUUCUGGGAGUAUAAGCAGGUGGCUUGAUCGGGAAUUGAAGGGCAAGGUUUUUUGA
This is a messenger RNA of Ophidiomyces ophidiicola, 1230 nucleotides long. It is a transcript of the gene SPO11, whose product is annotated as endodeoxyribonuclease. The transcript is spliced from 5 exons. The coding region runs from base 1 to 1230 and encodes 409 amino acids. Gene Ontology annotation, biological process: meiotic DNA double-strand break processing; meiotic DNA double-strand break formation; reciprocal meiotic recombination. Lineage: Eukaryota; Fungi; Ascomycota; Eurotiomycetes; Onygenales; Onygenaceae. Gene Ontology annotation, molecular function: ATP binding; DNA topoisomerase type II (double strand cut, ATP-hydrolyzing) activity; DNA binding. Gene Ontology annotation, cellular component: nuclear chromosome. The record is from RefSeq and is a predicted model, not a curated record.